This is a messenger RNA of Acipenser ruthenus (sterlet), 2173 nucleotides long. RefSeq lists its product as uncharacterized. Gene Ontology annotation, biological process: T cell costimulation; negative regulation of T cell proliferation; cell surface receptor signaling pathway. The coding region runs from base 47 to 1528 and encodes 493 amino acids. Gene Ontology annotation, cellular component: external side of plasma membrane. The record is from RefSeq and is a predicted model, not a curated record. The transcript is spliced from 8 exons. NCBI's taxonomy places the organism in Eukaryota, Metazoa, Chordata, Actinopteri, Acipenseriformes, Acipenseridae.
GCAACCCUGCAAAGUUCCUCAUUUUUAAUGUUAGUUACCAAAUAAAAUGGAACUCGCAGAAGCUCUCGAGCUGUGUCGCGUCUCUCUGUUCAGGACACAAACACGUCUAGCCAGAAUGAAGCUUUUUGCUUUUGGGCUGAUCCUAUUAGUUGGUACAGGAGAGAGUUUUGUGAAAGAAAUCACAGCGGUCCGCGGCAGUGACGCCUGGAUCGAAUGCAUGUUUGACGCUGCCAGGAUGAGACAAGACAAGGCUGUAUGGUGGCACCACUGUCACAAUGAUGUCUGCACAGAAAUCCAACACUAUAAGAACGGUGUGGAUCAGCUGCAGGACAGGGCAGCCUCCAGGAGGAGGAGGGUUUACCCUGAUAAAUUCAGAGAUGGAAUUGCCUCCCUUUUCAUUGAGAAUGUGCAGAUGUCUGAUGAUGGGCAUUAUGAAUGUAAUGUCAUAUUGACAGGCGGUCUUUACAGUAAAAUCUCUGUUUUAACUGUUCUAGCCUCUUACGAACCCCCUCAGUUGACAGAAGCCCUGGACACUCGCUCCUUCACCUGCUCUUCUAGAAAUGGUUUUCCUCCUGCGCUGGUGACCUGGACCGGUGGCAGUGGGAUGAAUUACACUCCGGAUUCAGUCACACAGCACACACUGAAUCCAGAGGGGCUGUAUGAUGUUGUGAGUAAAUUAACAAGGAAUGUUACUGAAGAGGAAACAGUCUGCUGUACAGUGUGGAACCAGCCUCUCCAAGAACACAAAACCAACUGCACGCAAGUCACUCCAGGACAAGAGACUGAUGAUCAGCACAGUAUGACGGCAACCCUAAUUCCUGUCACCCUUUUCAUCCUGGCUUGUUGUGUUGGGUUCAUGAUAUACUGGUAUCUCUAUAAAGGACGCCAGAAUCUGACCAGAAUGCGGAAACGGAUUUCUAGUUUCUCAGAUGUCACGGUCAUUGUUCUGAUUGGGAGACCAAAGCAUGGCAUGUCGUUGCUCAUCAACUCCUGUGUGUUUGCCUACAAGGUUAAAGAACACUUUGAUAACUGGGCCGGUGCUGUGAAGCGUCCCCCACAUUAUGCCCAGCCUAAGGAGGUGCCCCUAACAGAGCACAUCACCAUUACCAGAGCACUGCUGGAAAAAGAGGACAGGUUCUGGACCAGUGAAAGGGAGGCCUACCUGGACAAGUGGAGAAAGCAAGUCCAGUGUUCUAGAUGUCCUUUUGUAUUUGUACACAGUUGCACCAAGGAGCUGACGGACACAACCAAAGAUGAAAUUCAAACACUGUUUGAGGAUAUUAGAAGUGUGACAGGCUUGUACCCCAUCACUGUGCUGACAAAAAAGAACUUUGGAAUUGCAAAGGAGCUGGUGCCUUUCUUCCACAGUCUGGGGAGUAAACGCAUGUUCACAUUUCACAACUACACGAUACAGGAGCACAAGAGAAGUGCAAAGAGGGACGAAGAGUUUUUGGAUUUCGUGAUCGCCUGUAUUGAUGAAGCUCUUGCCACGAACCCUGAAAAAACGCCCUUAAUGAAGAUGGAAUGAUGUGCCCUUCACAGCCACUGUGGAGCCAUUCUACCAAUGACGGCCUCAUGCCAUAGGAGCUAUUGUGCUACCAUUACCCCUUAAUGCAAAACCAUUGCAUUGCCACUACUCCAUACAGCAGGGCAGCAGUGUGGAGUAGUGGUUAGGGUUCUGGACUCUUGACCGGAGGGUCGUGGGUUCAAUCCCAGGUGGGGGGACACUGUUGCUGUACCCUUGAGCGAGGUACUUUACAGAGAUUGCUCCAGUAAAAACCCAACUGUAUAAAUGGGUAAUUGUAUGUAAAAAUAAUGUGAUAUCUUGUAACAAUUGUAAGUCACCCUGGAUAAGGGCGUCUGCUAAGAAAUCAAUAAUAAUAAUACUAAUAAUAAUAAUUGUAAAACAGCAUGCAAUAAACUGAUGUUUUUUUUUUCAAAAAAAGGUUUAUUCUCAUAGACUUCAAUCUGAUCUACAUGGUUUUUAGUGAUCACUGUUAAAUGAUUAUCUCAUUCAUUAUAAACACUCUACAUAUGUGUGUAAUUACAUUAUAUAUAUCAGCAAAUGUAAAUAUAUGUAAGAAAUAUUUUAUGGAUAUUUAUACUAUAUUCAUGGUCCUUUCGGGGAUUGAAUUGAACGAAAUGUUUGCACUUUUUGCACUCCUGCAGUUUG